ACGUUGACAGCUGUCAUAGUUGAUGUUGUCAAUCGAAUAAUCUGUCAGAUUUCUUUAUCCGUUCAAAAUGUCCAAGAGAGGACGUGGUGGUUCCGCGGGAGCGAAAUUCAGGAUUUCCUUGGGUUUGCCCGUCGGGGCAGUUAUGAACUGCGCUGACAAUACCGGGGCAAAGAACCUGUAUGUAAUCGCAGUCCAAGGUAUCGGCGGACGGUUGAACCGUCUGCCAGCUGCUGCAUCUGGAGACAUGAUCGUCGCCACAGUAAAGAAGGGAAAACCGGAACUCCGUAAGAAAGUCAUGCCGGCAGUAGUGAUCAGGCAGAGGAAACCGUUCCGCAGGAAGGAUGGCGUGUUCAUCUAUUUCGAAGAUAACGCGGGGGUCAUAGUGAACAACAAGGGAGAAAUGAAGGGAUCCGCCAUCACAGGUCCGGUGGCGAAGGAAUGCGCCGAUCUCUGGCCCAGGAUAGCUUCGAAUGCGAGCAGCAUCGCAUAAUGUUAUUUUUUUCUCUUGUAAGGUGUAAAAAAAGUUAAAAUUUUGAGGGCGAAUAAAUGUUGUCCUCUCACAA
Anthonomus grandis grandis is the source of this 563-nucleotide messenger RNA. It is a transcript of the gene RpL23, whose product is annotated as 60S ribosomal protein L23. The record is from RefSeq and is a predicted model, not a curated record. Gene Ontology annotation, biological process: translation. Gene Ontology annotation, molecular function: large ribosomal subunit rRNA binding; structural constituent of ribosome. The transcript is spliced from 3 exons. Gene Ontology annotation, cellular component: cytosolic large ribosomal subunit; ribosome. NCBI's taxonomy places the organism in Eukaryota, Metazoa, Arthropoda, Insecta, Coleoptera, Curculionidae. The coding region runs from base 68 to 490 and encodes 140 amino acids.